Molecule: messenger RNA, 363 nt
Organism: Heterobasidion irregulare TC 32-1
Lineage: Eukaryota; Fungi; Basidiomycota; Agaricomycetes; Russulales; Bondarzewiaceae
Exons: 3
Coding region: 1-363 (120 amino acids)
Source: RefSeq, a predicted model, not a curated record
AUGCACUUUGGAUGUGGAAUAUGCUUCCCAAACAUUCCCCAAGGUGGAUCUGGUGCUACCUUAGGGUGUAGCAUCAGUGGAACCCUGCAAUACACAAAGUCUACAACAAAAUCCACAAGCAAGAUAGAUCACUUAGUGCAUUCUCUCAGGGAUUCCAUGAGGGAUGGAUUCAGCAUCAAGGACUUCACAAAGUUUAACACUGCUUGGGAGAACAAGCACAUAAACAGCUACAUCACCGAUUCUUUGAGCCCCUUCAAUGAGGGCAAGGGCUGGCAUCAAUCAUCUAUCAAGAUCCACCUCCCUGCUAACAAGGUGAAGACUCCCAAAGACCAGGCACCAGAAUUUGAAGUUAAGGGUAUCUGA